This is a messenger RNA of Capsicum annuum, 603 nucleotides long. Its product is annotated as beta-glucuronosyltransferase GlcAT14C-like. Gene Ontology annotation, molecular function: glucuronosyltransferase activity. The coding region runs from base 1 to 603 and encodes 200 amino acids. NCBI's taxonomy places the organism in Eukaryota, Viridiplantae, Streptophyta, Magnoliopsida, Solanales, Solanaceae. The transcript has 2 exons. The record is from RefSeq and is a predicted model, not a curated record. Gene Ontology annotation, cellular component: membrane.
AUGGCUGUGAAACUUUUUCUUCAGAUUUUAAAAGCUGAAUCUAUAUUUGGAAAGUAUUCAUUGUGUAUUACAAUGAGUGACGUUGUAAUUGACAAUGAUGAUGUUGACGCGGAUGAUAUGACGAUUGAGUGCUAUGAUUUUGUUGAGCCGUCUGAACUUGCAGUUGUUGUAGUUGGUAACAUUGAAUCUCUGCCAAUUAUUAAUGUGGGUGGUGAAGAACUAAUAAGUGAUUGCUAUAAUAGUGUUGUAAAGGUGAACCAAAAGUAUAAAAAUAAAGCUACACUUGUCUCGAUAAUGCGGUCUUCAUCUGCUAUCUUGAGCCGAAAGUUUAUCGAGUUCUGCAUCUUGGUCACAGAUAACCUAUCGAGGACUCUGCUAAUGCACUUGUCAAAUUCACCAUCAGUGGCAUCUGUUUACUUCCCCACCAUUCUGUGCAAUUCACGUAAAUUCAAUAAAACAACAAUCAACCGGAACAUAUGGUAUGCUUCAAUUAACUCGAGACAAGAGGCCCGUCAACUCAACUCCAGUGACUUCAAUGAGCCGGUGAUGAAUGGAGCAGCAUUUGCUACACCAUUCAAGGCAAAUGAUCUGAUUCUUGACUAA